CACUGCCCGUUACCAGCGCAAACGCCGCCAACUCGAGAUGUCUAUUGACGACCAAGGCAUUGCCGCCCUCACGCCUCCAGCUGAGCACCAUAGCGGCGCUGGCUCCCCUGCCGACUACAGUUCGCCACAGUACUUCCACAGCCCCGCUGCAGACUCUGCUCGCCGCUCCUCCAACGGCCGCACUCUCGUCCCUACGCCUGCCUUAUGCGCAGCAAAUUCCCCCGGCACCGUUGCCACGACGUCUUCCACAUCUAGCAGCGGCGGCCCCUGCACUCCUGCAGCGGGCGGCCCCACGGGAAGAAGCUAUGUCAUACCGCCCCGACCUAAGCCAGGCCGCAAACCCGCCACCGAUGAGCCAGCCUCGAAGCGCAAGGCGCAGAACCGGGAGUCGCAGCGAGCGUUCCGUGCGCGCAAAGCGGCCAAGGUGACAGAGCUGUCGGAGCAAGUCGAGGAGAUGCAACAAAAGCACAACGAGGAAAAGAACGAUUAUCUGAACGAAAUCAACAAUCUGCACAAGCAGCUGCAUGACGCAAAGAGGGCUUUGGACGAGCAGUUCAAUUACACAAAGCAGGUUGAGGAGGAGCGUGACUACUGGAAGGAACAGCACGACAGCGUACAACGCAGCCAGCAGAACGACUCGAACCAGAUCAACAGCCAGAUCAACGGCCGCAACGAUGCCACCGCGACCCUCUACCAGCCACCUGCAUCCCUCCACUCUCCUGCUGUUCACUCUGUCAGCAGUUAUCCUGGUUUCGGCACUCCUAUAUCGGAUGAUGUCCCUGGUGGGUGCUCCAACUGCAAGCCGGGCAACUGCGCAUGUAUCAACAAGAUGGAAGAGGACAUGAAGGAUCUGGAGAGCAUCAUGGAUCAGCCCUUCAUGCCAGCUGUACCCCUCCGUCGUCGCAACAACCGCACAACGAACGAGGUUAGCCUCUCGCUAUCGUCUGAGCCGGAAGAGAUCGACUUUACUGGCUUCGGGCGUCCAUCUACUGCUCUUCUUGACGACGACCAAAAAAUUCACGAUUCAUGCGGCUUUUGUGAGAAUGGGGGACACUGCGUUUGCCGAGACGCCCGUGAGAAGCUGCAAGCUGAGGCUGAGCUUGUAGCGCCACCGAGUCGUAGUUCCUCGCAGCAGAAAAAGCUCGUUCUACCUGGUGGUUGUGACGAAUGUCAGACAAAUCCGGCUCGACGAGCCUGGUGUCUGCGUGUUGCACAGCUUCGUUCAGAGGAAGGUCCCCGCUCGAGACGUAAUUCAGGUCCCAGAAGCCCAAAGAUUGACACUCUGGAGCCUCCCGUUGUCUCCCAGAUCGACAUGAACAUUAGUCGAGCGUCCCCCAUCCCGGGCAAGCGCUCCGUUGGUUGCAGUGAAACAUUCACUCUGCUCGAUGGUCGCAUUCCUAUGGACGACCCUACUGCAUUCCGCACCUUGCGACCCAUGCUUUCCGAUGGACGUCAAGACACAUUCACCAUGGAGCCGCGAGUAUACAGCGCAAUGGAGAUCGAUGCCGCCGACAUCAUCACAACAAUGCAAAAUAGCAGGGGUCCCUUAAAGCCCCGAGAUUCAGACGGCGAAUAUGCGCCUUUGGUCGCUGCUGCAGAGAAGCGUCGUCGCGCCACUCACUCGCCUGCUGUUCGCCCAACCACAGAUGAUCAGCCAACUCCCAUGGAGCUGUAAGACGUGUUCGUCUCGAGCGCUAUCUCCAGCGCGCAUCAUGUUUUCUUUUCUCUCCCAUCAUUGUUGAUACCCUUUGAGUCUCUA
This is a messenger RNA of Boeremia exigua, 1759 nucleotides long. RefSeq lists its product as uncharacterized. Gene Ontology annotation, cellular component: nucleus; RNA polymerase II transcription regulator complex. Bases 38 to 1675 code for a protein of 545 amino acids. Gene Ontology annotation, molecular function: transcription cis-regulatory region binding; DNA-binding transcription activator activity, RNA polymerase II-specific. The record is from RefSeq and is a predicted model, not a curated record. The transcript is spliced from 2 exons. Lineage: Eukaryota; Fungi; Ascomycota; Dothideomycetes; Pleosporales; Didymellaceae.